Molecule: messenger RNA, 1983 nt
Organism: Lates calcarifer (barramundi perch)
Lineage: Eukaryota; Metazoa; Chordata; Actinopteri; Centropomidae
Product: protein naked cuticle homolog 2-like
Exons: 9
Coding region: 434-1489 (351 amino acids)
Biological process (GO): negative regulation of Wnt signaling pathway
Cellular component (GO): cytoplasm
Source: RefSeq, a predicted model, not a curated record
GAGUGAAUGCACAAACAGAUGAAGAAAUUAAUGUAUUACAUAUUAUUACAUUACCUACACAUAAUCGAAAGUCUGCAGAUUUCUAGAACAAGCUAUUUUACAAAUGUAUAGUUCUGUCUCGUCUCUCAGUGAGAAGUUUUCUCCCGUCGUUUUCCACCAAGAAAAAAAAAAACCAUAGCGGUACCGGUCAUUUACAGCAAAGAAGGAAGUGCGCAGCAGUGAAGUCCUCUCGCUCUGCCUCUCUACUCUUGGACAAACAUCCCGGUCAAACUACUUCAAGCUUCACCUCGUCUGAGAAAUUUCCCCUGUGUGCGACAGGAAAGUCUCCUGGUGCAGUAGCAGGGAAAUGGAUGUUUCAUUAACGUCAGAUGUAUUUUUCCCUCACGGGUCGGACAUUAUUGCCAUUUCUUGAUCAAAAGGAAAAGUCAGGAGUAUGGGCAAAUUCCAGUCCAAACUUGCUUUGAAACGCAGACAGAGCCCUGAAGGUGGUAGUCUGGCUUCCAAUGUGCUGACCUGUCAGGGGGAGUUGGAGCGCAUUCACGUUCACAAAUGCAAACUGACAGAGAACUUGUAUGUAGAAUUGAGGGAAAACAAGUCUGACCAUAACUGCAACCUCAAGGUGGUUUUGCCGCCAAAUAAGACAGCUGACGGGGACAAAGGCAUCCACCUCCAGGUCAAAAAACAGACGAAGAAGAAGAAAAGCCAUGCUGGGGACACACAGUGUGACCUGGUGCCUGAGGAGGACUCUCGGCAGGAGUGGGUCUUCACACUGUAUAAUUUUGACAGCGGCAAGGUCACAAAGGAGGAUAUAUCCAGUCUAAUACACUCCAUGUAUGAGGUUCUAGAGGUGUCAGUCAAGCAGCCUUGCAGCGAUAACACACCCCUGAAGAUCAAGCUAGCUGUGAGUCCCUCAGCUUGCCCAGACAAGAUCUCACAGACAGUCAUAGAAAAGGAGCAGGGUGUGUCUCAGGAGGUAGGGAGCCCAAUAAAGAAACUCUACUGUGUGGAUGAAAACAUAGAGCGCAGAAACCACUACCUGGAUCUAGCUGGCAUUGAAAACUACUCUUCCAAAUUUGACAAUACAGAGUCACCCUGUCAAGAGCCCAGACAGCACACUCACUCUGCUCUUCAGCACCACCCAGUGGUAGGAAGAGAGAGCUGCAUCUCCUUUGAGUCCCCCAGGAGCCUCUCUAUCCAUCACUCCCUGAGAAAUAAGCCCAGGUCACUGGGGAAAGACAGGAGCAGAGGAGAGGGAAAAUCCUGCAGGCUGCAUGGCCAGCAUCCUGCCUCAUGGUGCCAUCCCACCCAGCCUCACCCUCCAGCAAAUAUUGUCAUCCAGCGCACCCACAGCAAGAGGCUUCGUUCCAGGGUGCAAGAUGCUCCCACGCCCCUUAGACAUCCUGGCUCGCAGGUCCAGCCAGGGGGAGACAGGGAGACACUAAAGGGAGACCCGCCUAGCCCAGAGACACGAGCACCAUCACCACCAUGAGCACCAUCAUCAUCACCAUCAUCACUACCACCCUUCAUAAAUGCAUUUCAAACACAUACUGUAUGACACUGGAUUCACACUCAGGUGAGAAGAGUUGGUCAGUUGAACAGAAACAUGGGUAGUAUGAGAGGUCGAAUGCAACUCAGCAGGCCCUUAAACCACCUCCCUUACAUGAUAUUCACCAUGUGGUAGAAUCAGACUAUGGCACUGUUAUCUAACACAAACAACGUCAGAUCACAUGCAGUACAGCCUGGAAGGUCAGUUCAAUGUUGUCUGAAUAACACUUUUAUAUAGCUGUAGACUGACAGUUUCCUCUCAGGUAGAUUGUCACUUAAGCUAUAAAAUUUCAAAGUAAACUGUUUGCCGUUUUACAAUGCUUCUAUUUUGAACUCUACCCCACAUUGCUUAUUAACAACUCAUGUCUUCCCUGAUUGAAAAGACAUGUGUUUUGUUUUAUAUUCUACAUUUGCACCAAUAUUUAUAUUUGGAGGAAU